This is a messenger RNA of Trichomycterus rosablanca, 1299 nucleotides long. Its product is annotated as gap junction alpha-9 protein-like. Gene Ontology annotation, biological process: cell-cell signaling. The transcript has 2 exons. The record is from RefSeq and is a predicted model, not a curated record. The coding region runs from base 1 to 1299 and encodes 432 amino acids. Gene Ontology annotation, molecular function: gap junction channel activity. Gene Ontology annotation, cellular component: connexin complex. Lineage: Eukaryota; Metazoa; Chordata; Actinopteri; Siluriformes; Trichomycteridae.
AUGGGGGACUGGAAUUUUCUGGGAGGGAUCCUGGAGGAGGUUCAUAUCCACUCCACCAUGGUGGGGAAGAUCUGGCUGACUGUGCUCUUCAUCUUUCGCAUGCUGGUGCUGGGCGUGGCCGCCGAGGACGUGUGGAACGACGAGCAGGUCGACUUCAUCUGCAACACCCAGCAACCGGGCUGCAGGAACGUCUGCUACGACCGCGCCUUCCCCGUCUCCCUGAUCCGCUACUGGGUUCUUCAGGUGAUCUUUGUGUCGUCGCCAUCGCUGGCGUACAUGGGCCACGCGAUCUACCGCCUCCGUGCCCUGGAGAAGCAGCGGCACUGCAGGAGGGCGGCACUGCGGCGCGAACUGGAGGUGCUGGAACCGGAACAGACGGAGGCCCGGCGCCGAGUGGAAAGGGAACUUAGGCAACUCGAGCAAGGGAAGCUAAACAAAGCCCCGCUGAGGGGGUCGCUGCUGCGCACCUACGUCGCUCACGUCAUGACCAGGUCUGUCCUGGAGGUGGGGUUCAUGGUGGGCCAGCAUGUCCUGUACGGAAACCGGCUGGAGCCGCUGUACAGAUGUGAACGUGAGCCGUGUCCCAACUCCGUGGACUGUUUCGUGUCCCGUCCGACAGAGAAGAGCAUGUUCAUGGCGUUCAUGCAGGUCAUCGCGGCCGUCUCGCUCCUCCUCAGCCUGAUGGAGAUCAUACAUCUAGGGUACAAGAAGCUGAAGAGAGGAAUCCUGGCGCACUACACUCACGUCAAGGACGAUCUAGAUGAUUACUGCGCAAGCAAAUCCAAGAAGAACUCGGUGGUCCAGCAGGUUUGUGUCCCCCAAGGACGGAAAGCCACUAUACCCACAGCUCCGGUCGGUGGAUACACCCUUCUCCUGGAGAAGAAGCAAGCUAACGGCCCUUCUUGCGCCCCUCUUAUCAGCUCCUCCACCACCUUACUCUACAGUGGCGCCAAAUCGGCCUCGGAGGGUCAAAAGGAUGGCAAAGACUCAGCACCGAGCGCAGCUGAGCCCCUGAGCGGUGCUCCUCACAUCCUUAAACCGGACCCCACGCCCGCGGCGUCCUGGAAGUUGCAGCGCAUCAGCAGCACCGUGAUGGAAGGUAACGCUGAAAACGACACCUGCACCAGCUCCCUGGGAGCUCAGCAGCAGUGUGACCUCACAGCCAAAAGCAACAAAUCCACCUCCAAAUCAGACUCCAUCGGCAACGGAAGCUCGGACUCGCGCCACAGCCCCGCCCCCUCCCCGAAGCGGCGGAUCUCCAUGGCUAGCAGCAGGAGGGACACAGACCUUCAAAUCUGA